GAAGCAUCGCUUACUCAAAUGAUAAGUUAACCUGUUCGAGGGUUCAUUUCGGCAUCUGCAAACCAGCAUGAGGUUAGGGUGUUGGGCGGUUAAUGUAACCCAACGCUAACCGGUACCGUAUAUGCUGCCACACCUACCUCAGCUCCAGUUUUCCCUUCUCUUCGUUCGCUCCCAGCUAUCUACCCUCCUCCCACUGAUCUACCUAUCGUACCUAUCUACUCACCGAGCGCCCCCAGGCAGAGCCAGCAAACAGGAGAAAGAAACUAGCCCUAAAAACUUCCUCCAGAUUUUACCGGGUUUUGAUCGCUACUCGCUUUAUAAUGCCUGCUGCGGCAGACAAAUCGUCGAAGCCUACUAUCGAGGUCACAAAGCAGGGAAGGUACAACAUAGUUAUUGGGGACUCCCUCAAGCGAGAGAACGGCCAUGUAGACGGAGAUCUCUUCGCGAGUGUCAAAUGUUUGUGAAUCCACCCGCCCACUUUACCCCACUUUGCUAGUUACUCUUCUGUGAAGCGAUUGGGUGGAAGUCGGAUUUGAAAUUGACUCAACAUCUGGCGUAGAUAAUUUUAAGCCGCCGUCUUCACUAGCUAACGGCGUCCCCCCUCGUCUCACUAAGAGUGAGGCUGGCGGUGAGGCGCCCUACACUUUAACGCUCACACCCCCGAGCCAGCCCUCUCCUAACCAUAUCGUCUACGAGGGUGCCCAGCAUAUCCCCAAGAAGACCGAAUGUAUCCUCCUGUUCGAUCCUGAGAAGCAAACCUUCACUCUGGAAAAGCUGUCUUCAGCUUUCACCUUUAAUGCGAAGGUAUUUGCGAACGCGCACCCUCCACUUCCUCUACGGCCGCCCGUAGUGGACGGGGAUGAUGAUGAGAUCUCCGCAGAUGAGAAGGAGGACGACAAUCCGUUUGAUUACAGGCAUUUCCUCAAUAAGAAGGCUACCACCAAGAGCCGAGCCGAGCAGCGAGCAGAGAAGGAGGAGAGGAGAAAGAAAGCUUUGAUCGCUGCCGGGGCCUUGUCGGAGAAUCCCGACGAGUCGGACGGAGAGAAGGGUGGAAAGGAUGAGGAAGAGAGUGGAUUAGGGCUAGGUAUUACAUACGGUGGGCGCCCGCCUAUCAGCAGCAGGGUUAGAAAACCCUAUAGCUCAAACAGGAAGACCAGCGGGAAGAGCCCCACUAUUAGUGGGAGGAGGAAUCCCUCAGCAGGGCAUCGUGGCAUAACAAUUCCGAGCCCCGGUGUUCGCGACCGGGCUUCUGGUUCGGAAGAGAGCGAAGCGGAUGAUGAGGAUAACGACGAGGAUGACGAUGAGCACUAUGACGCCCCACCUCGUCACGUAUCUCCGCCUCACAAGCCUGUACCCAAGAAUACCCGACCCAUCGACGAGGGGGAUAUGGAGCCUGCGUCCAAGACUGACAUUUCUGAGGAAGAGGAAGAUAUAUCGGACGCCGACGAGGAAUCAGACGACGAGCCGAAUCCUCCCAGAGCUCCUCAACCGGUUGCUCCUGUGGUAGCGCCUGGGCAAGAUGAGGAGGAAGAGGAAGAAGAAGACGACGAUGGCUUCGACUUCGUUUUGGAGCUCGAGCAAGCCCUGGAGAGUGGAGAGGACCCCAGCACCGCUGUCCAGGGAGGCGAUUCGGAGAUCAUCUUCGAAGACGACGACGCGACCAGCAGACCAAAACUAGGACUCGUCCAUAAAUCUGCGGUCCCCACGAGUCUCUCGAGGAUGGUUGGUGGAGAAGUGCUCGAUGAGAGCGAGUCCAGUGAGGAGGAAUGAGGAAUGAGGAGUGGGGUUACAGCGGAGGAUUUAGACUGGAGUUUGUGUUAUUUCACGGGUUAGUUUUCUUGUUCUCCUCUUCAGUCUGUCUGUAGAUAGUUUUAUUUUAUUUUAUUUUUUUAUCUUCCAUUUUUCACCUUCUAUUCUUCCUUUCCCUCUUUUAGUUUUUCUCUUUUUCCUGCUCUCCCCCGCGUAGGGGAAAUGAGGCAGGGCCAUGUCGAUAAACGAGCUAUGGCAUGGCACGGCACGACACGUCUAUCCGUCCGUACAGUAUGUAUGUAUAUGUACCUUGACGGAAUAGGGAGGUUUGGCUACUAGUACCGGUGCUCGAGCACAUACGGUACAAGUACUCGAGUACCGAUAUGAUACGACGGCCAUCCUCCGUGCCCAUUACAACCACAGUCAAAGAAAAAACCACACCUCUUUUUCUGCCAAGACCUCCUGUCAUUGGCUGAAAACCUUUUCUCACAGCCUCACCUCUUUACCCCGCAGUUAGAAGCCCCCCUCCUACCAGCCAUGGAUCCUUCCACCUCCCUAGGGGGGAAGAAGGAGAAAGGCCCUCGCCCCCCUCCUGCCCCUGUUCCGAAAUGGAGAGGUAGCAGUAGCAGAACCCCACCUAUUUUUCGGCCCUUGGGCCCCCCCUCUCUUAAGAGGCCACGAAGCGAUAUCACCUCCACCCUCCCCGUGAUACCUCCCGAGGUACAGGAGGGGUCUGUUCCAAGGGCUCCCUAUUUUCAAGACCUUUUCGUCAUGAUAGGUCUUCAGAUGGGCCUCACCGAAAACCCCAAACUUGGCAACUCCUGGCUCAUUGCCUUUAGAAUGAUGCAGCUGAUGCAUAACGACUACAGGAGAGCGGUUGAUGGCCUCACUGAGGACCUUGCCGCUUUAACCAAGGAGUGUGAGGCGGCCCGUGCCCCCCCUCCCCUCCCUCAGCCUGCCACCACUACUCCUGCCUCGGAGCCCCUCAAUCCUACAGUCCCAAAGUUCCUCUCGGCCCCCCCUACUACCUCUACUACUGCCCCUGCCGCCCCUGCUCAUUCUGCCCCCCCUAGUUGGGCAACAGUUGCCAGGAAGCCCAGGAGGUCUGCCCCCACGAACCAGAAGGUGGCCCCCCAGGCCCAUAAACCCUCCCCCCCUGGCUGCUGCCCAGCCUGCAAGAAAGGGCCUUACUAUGUGAGAACGUCGCCUCCUUAUUAAGAGGGAUGGCUCCCCCCUAGCGUCUACUGCCGUCCAGCUUCGCGACGGUAUCAACAAGGCCUUGGCCUCUACUCUUGCCCAGUCUGCCUCCUUAGCAGGUGGUCUCGUCACUCUCACUACAAUGGACUCAGUUAAGGCGACCACGCUUAACAGCAAGGCUGGCCUCUUCCUCCACCUCAUCCCAGGUGCCUCAACCGUUCAUCUCGACACCCCUGCCACCCAAAUCCUGGUUCAUGGCAUUCCUACCUCCUUUCCCCUAGCCUCUGUGGCAAGCGAACUCACUACCUUUAACCCUGGCCUGUCCCUUACGGAGCAGCCAAGGUGGCUCACCUCUGAUGAUGUGUGGGAGGGCAAAUCUGCCUCCACAGUCGUUAUCUCUAUUACUGGCCUGAAGGCUGAAUCCUUUGUGAGCAGACGCCUCUCUGCCUUUUCCAACCUCUAACGUACUGAGCGCCGCCUGCGCUACAACCGAUACACUCAAUGUUCUACCUGUCAUAGCUAUGGACAUCAUACCAAUAAAUGUGUCAGCUCUGCGAGCUGCCAUUGGUGCGCUUUGCCACAUGCUACUAGGGAUCACACUUACCCUACUUCCACCUGUCGUGUUCGAGGUCGCCCCUGCAGCCACUCUACUGUGCAGUGCAUUAACUGUGAUGGACCCCACGAUGCCCACUCCCUUACCUGCCCCCUUCGCCCUCAACCAGCCCCUUUGGGGGAUGGGGAAAGGGCUGAUGACGAGGUAGAUAUGUCAACCAGUUGACCUUAGUUUCUGUUUGGGGCUUUGGUUUCUUUUUUUUUCGUUGCAUCGGUGUAUGCACAGCUAUACUGUGUUGGGCCUGUCAGGUCGGUAGCCUGUUAGGGGUCGUUACUUUACCUUAUAUGGGCCCGGAGUAUGUGAACUGGGUGUCGUCUCUUAUCUGUUAGUCAUCUUACACGAUGCGAGGGGCUAUAUUAGCCCGAAAAUAGUGGCCGAUUACCAGGCGUAGCCUGUGUGGGCCUUGAGAGGCUUGGAAGCUGGGGAGAUAUGUUUCCUUUUGUUAAUGCGUGUGAAAUUAAGGUUUUUUCUAUUGCCAUACCGCGAGGUGCAUGCAGGUUUUUGAGCCAUAAUCAAUAAACGUAUGAAUAAAAAAAAAAAAAAGAUAUGAUACGAUGGCCGUAAACCCGAACCGCGCCUAUUUUGUGGCAAGUAACGUGGGGAAACAAGGCGAGAAUACCCAAUUUGCUAAGCACAGUGCAAGCACUACGGUAGACUUGUCUUAUGUACUAUCCUCGAGUACGAGACUAGGGGUAUUCAAAGUUGAAAAGGAUGGGGAGUAGAAAUGAGUUGAUACCUGAACCUGCAUUAGUGUACCAGAAGCUCAGGGCCAAUAGGAUCAUAGAGUACCAAGUAUCAUAGUUGAGGCCUCCAGAUUUUUCAUAAUGGAGAAAUAUGGUAAGUAAACUAAAGUUUAGUGUACAAAUGAAAAAAUUUUUACCUUGUAAGAUUCCAACACUGCAAGAGAAACCAGACAACAACAAUAACAGCCCCCAUUGUUACAAUGCCAUGCAAUUAUUCUGAUAGCACUACUUGAACCAAGAACAAGAUGGAGAGCCUUAUUCAGUGGCUUGAGGAUCUCAAAAAUCUUCAAAAAAUUAAAAAAGGUUCUGGGAUAACAAAAAAAGCAGUUGUGAGUGAAAUUGCAGCUUACAUCCCUACGAAGGAACCUGUUAAGGUUGGAUACAAAUACGAUAACCUCAUGAAAGCUUAUCGAGCUGCUGCAAAUCUGAAUAAUCAAAGUAGAUGGGGUUUAUCAGAAGAGAAUUUAUAUGAAGGAAGAAGAAGUUUGCGAGAUAUGAUAGCACAAGUCAUUUUUUCUUAUUUUUAUUAUUCAUUUAUAAUACAAGAAUUGUUAAGUUAAUAAAAAAAUUCAAUAGAUAAGCUUCUAUCAUGGUACGUAUAUUUUUUCCGGUUAGAAAAGAUUCUCGGCAAUCGACUCAAUGUACAACCACCAGUCUCCUGUAACUCUGGCCUCGAUCCAGUUAGUACAGCUACUACCAUUGAUCAAUUGCUGGUAACUGUAGCUCCUAUAAUUCCUGUCGGGAGUAAGCAUAGCAGGCUUCAAAUUCCAAGCUUCAAUGAUAUAGGAGAAGAAGAGGAGGAGAUCACGGUUGAAAAUGAGAGGAGUUUGAGUAGGAGUAGGGAGAGAGAGGAAGAAGAGAAUGAUGGAAGUGGGGAGGCAGCUGUGAUUAUGGAACCGUACUUGGAAGGACAAGAGAUACGAAGAGUAGAUUCUCCAAAUUCGAUCCAAUCUACCACGAUUCGAGGAUCCAGAAAACGCUGAUUUCCAGAAAUGUUAUUAGCCGAUAGAGAAGAGGAGGUAUUAUCAUCAGGGAUUCAACAAAGAAGAAAGGGUAGAUCCAGUACCCUUGUAGAAGGAGUCAGUCUACUCACAUCAGCAAAGGCAGAGGGUGAGGACAAAAAGUUUGACUUUUUGAAUUGACAUCUCUUACAACAAGGCCAGUUACAAGAAAGAGAAAUCAAUUUAAAAAGAGAAAAGCUAGAACUGGAAAGAGAACAGACAAAGGUUGAACAACGCCGAACCAAUUUAUUGUUUCUUCAACUUCAAGAGACAUUAGAAAGAGAAAGUGUUAAUAGUUAGAGGAAUUUUAAAGAACUUAAUCUAGGAAAUUUGGAGUAAGUUAUAGUAUUUCUAGAUAUAUGAAAGUUUAAGUUGUAUUUUGAAUUAUUAUUUUUAUUUUUUGUAAAAGUUAUAUGUCACAUAUUGAUUAUUCUUUCUAUUUUUUUUUUUUAAUUCUCAGGUUAUUUCUUUAAUUAUAUUCUAUUUAAAAAAAAUUUAUACAUUCUAUUUCUCCAUUCUGUCCUAGCCUGAUGUUCAGCUUCAAGUCCUCAGACUAAUACCUCAUCCUUCAGGUUUUCAUCAUUUUCUAUCCCCUAAUCCCUUUCUAUCUCAUAUUUAGGCUGCUACUCCUCAUCAUUUUCCAUAUCGCAAAGAAGAUUAUAUAAUACUAUACAGGCCAUUAUCCAAGCUAUAACUCGUACAUGAUUAUUUAAACUAGUUAUUUUAAUUGGUAUUUCUCUUGGGAAAGACCAUCUGUUUUUUAAAACACGAAAGGCAUGCUCAAUUCUAAUUCAUACUUCUGCUAACCUUCUAUUAAAAUCCUUAAAUCCUCCAACCUCCCAGCUUGCAAGAGGUUCUUUGUAAGGUGUUAUACAGCAAUGAGUAAUGCGAUAAGCCUUAUCUGCCAAAACGUACUUGUCCAGCCGUGAGAAAAGGUUAUUUAGUUGUUUAAAAAAGAAUCUUCUACAGAAAGCUGUUGCAUCUCCAACAGAGACUGAAAAGCCACUUGAAAUGAAGGUGAAUCUUCGUUCGCUAUUCUAAAUACCUUGUAUAUUUAAGGCAUAUUUUUGUUUCCUAUUGAAAUAGGUCUCGCUAUAAUAAGAGGAUCCAUAUUGUAGGAUCAUAUCUGUACUGUCCAGAAAGCCAAUACAUCCCAGAAACCCACUAUCCUGCUCAAUCCGAAUUCUCAUCUCCUGAAAUUCUCUGCUUGCUGGUUGAGGCCACUUGAUAAGGCGUAAAAGAAGUCGAACAAGAGCGUAUAUACUUCAAUUGCAGUAUAAUCUUGCAGUUCCUUCACCGAUUCCUAAUUGAGCUACUCUGUAAACUGUUGAUACGCCAUUAAAGCCUAGAAAAUAUAAAGCUGUUGCCAACUAAAUCGCAGGGGAGGCUUGAGAAUUAUUGGAGUUAUUUUGGAAAAUGGGAUCGGUAUGAAUAAGUAAGAAUAAUCACUAGAAGGAGUUUCGCUUCAUUCAAAAGAAUGCUUUAAAUCUAUCUUCUGACAUUAUGAAAAUCUAAUUUACAUUAAUAUCUGGUUUAUUUUAUUAAAAACAUUUCAUAUUUAAUUUAUUACAUACAUGGUAAUUGAAUAUAUAAUCAGACUGUGGUAUCAGAUUUCGUGGCAUCAAAUACCAUAUCGCUGGUAUUCUAAGUCCACACAACUUAACAGUUUUUAUUUCAUCCUCCCCUAGUCCCUCCUCCCUUCUAUUAAGACAUAUUUCAAGUGUAUUGUCUCCGUUGGAAUUUCUCAUCAUAGGAGUAUCUAACAUAAUAGAAAGAAGGUUCUGGUUGAAGUUUUUGGCAUUCUGAGGUUGAAAAUGAGCUGGGUGCAAAGGCUGAAGAUAAGAAAAAAAGAGGAACAAAUUAUCAUCAUCAUGGAAUAUUGAUUGAACAAUAGUAUUUAAUAACCAUAUAUUAUGAAGUUGAUGCAGAAUUCUUGCUUUUUCUGAGGUACAUGGCAUUGGUCCCUAAUUGAGGUUGUUUGAAUAUCUUUUUUUUUCUUUGGUUUUUUUUUUCUCUUCCUACUCUAAUUAUAUAAUCUUUACAUACUCUGCUACUAAAUACCUACUUUUACUCGUUACUGACCUCUUAACGUCCGUAUCUACCAGGAAAACCUAUAAUAUCUAGUAAGUUAGAUUUAUUAUAAAGUAACUGUUUCUGGCUGUGCCAAGCUUACAUGAAACAGAAUAGUAAGCUACUUUUUUUCAAGUUUUUCAACUUUGAAUACCCCUACUAUGAGUACAGUACUCAGGGGGUGCAGUUAGUCAGGCGACACCCAAAUGUGGCAACUGCACUUUGGUGUAGCAAGCAGGAGUAUGUGUAGGAGCUAGAACAGAAAUAGACUGUUAACCACCUCUAUAGGAUAUUUUUUUGUAUGCAGGAAAAAAGUCCAGCGACACCAAAAGUUAAGUAUCUUAAUACAAUGAAAUAAAGAACAUGUACAGUUACUAGACAAAAGUCUUGGUGAUGGCUUAGUCAGCAAUGGCACAUGAAAAUACAACACCCCUAAGUGAGCCCUUUUACUUUACACUACCCUCCCAACAACCACAAUAAUUCUUUCUGAAAAACCUAGGAUGCCACUCCAAGAAAGGUCAGAUACUGUAAAAGGUAUUAUAAUUGGUCUAUUAUGUAUCAUGUAAAUUAUUUCCACUAAUGACAAGCUUGUUAGAUUGCUUUCUGUUAGUCAUCCAAGUCCUGUUUCUAUGAUUUACAGUUAUUGACAAUUCCAUGUUUUCUUACACAACUAUUCAAGUAUAGAUAUAUGGAUCUUAUAUCUUGAGCUUGGUGUCCUAGCUAGGGCUUCAUGAACAGUAUGAGUAACUAUAUCUGUCAGCUUUCCUGGGAAUCUCUCAGUAUUGGUACAGUGGAUGAUAACUAUUAAGAUGGUGAAUAAAGGGGGGGUAUCUGAAGAUCUAGUAGAAUUUAUAAGGGUUUAUUCUUGAUUUUUAUCUUUGCUAUUAAUUCAAGAUUUAUUUUUUCCUGCUGUUGCCCUAUAGUAGCUAUUUAACUCAUAUAAUACUAGUAUCUACCAGUACCCAGUCAUUCCAGUCAGUGCACAGACUUUGUCUCACCUGGAACGAUCACCAAGACUUUUGUCUAGUAACUGUAUAUAUAUAAAAAAAGGAUAAGACAGAAAGAAAAGUCUAGCUAAUAAGGUGUUGCACCUCCUUCAGCAGCAAUGACAGCAUAUAGGCGAUCAGGCAUACUUGAUAUUAGUUCUUCCAAUUGCUCUGCUCUAAUCUGUAUUCAAAUGGUCCUUAAACAAGCUUGUAAAUUUAUAACAUUUCCUAUCCAGCCCCAGGUUUUACCCAUUUCAGUCUCCAGGUCAAGCCAUAAGGCUUCUAUUAGAUUUAGGUCUAGUGACUGUACCAGCCAAGGUAUCAUAUCUACCCCAUUUAACUCUCUAUAAGUCUUGGCAUGCUUCUUAUGUCCAGGUACCCCAUCCUCUAUAACCCAUACCCAUCCAUACUCUUCACAACAUUGGUGCCAAAAUGGUACCAGAUAUGGCUCCAUAAUCACCUCUAUAUAAACUAUAGAGUCCAUUUUUGCUUUACUGAGAAUGAACACUAGCUCUGACUUGGUUGUUCUACAAAAGCCCCUCCAAGUCAUCAUAGACUCUCUUCCCUACUCAAAGCUUUCAUCUACUAUACAGUCAGGAUGAAAUUCUUCCUCUGGGAGCCAAAUAAUCUAGGGCCAAUGCCCAAACCCAGCCAUUGGAAAUGUGGACUCAUCGGUCCACGAAACUCUCCUCCACUCCUCGCGGGUCCAAUGAAGCCUUUCGCGACACUAUGUCACACAUUUUAGCUUCUUUGCAGGACAGAUAUUGAACUUUCAUCGUAGAAUAUUCUUGUGAUAUCCAAGCUUCUCUACCACAUUCUUGAUAGUUCUUGCUGAGCAGGCAUCACCCAUCUCAAUUCCAAUUUCCCCUCAAGCUAGAUAGUAUGUACGAGCAUCUCGGGUAAUAAAUGCUACAAGUCAUACAAUCUCAGUUUCAUUAAAGAUUGGUGGACGGCCCGUUCGAAAAGCAUUAAAGGGGGUGCUGUUAACUUUUAUCUGCAUAUAUAUCUAUAUGUUAUCAGCAAUUUCCCGGUCUGCUUCUGUGAAUGACUUAACUUACCUUUUGGCAGGUACGAAAAUCUAUUUUCAGUUCUUUUCCUAUUAGUCUCCAACUCCAUCCUGCAGUUUCACAUAAGGUAACAACUUUCAGAUGAUUAUUACAAGUUGUCUCCUCAUGUCUUUUGCCUUGUAGGUUUGGGGUGCAACUUUUUUCAACCUUCAUCUUGUUUUGAACGCGUGAGGAAUUGGAUAACUUGGGGUAGUGAUGCUGUGUUGUUUACGAGUAUGUUAUAUUUCCCAUAUAAAACCUCUACUUAGUUAACAUUGUCUCAAAAGCUCUAAACUUUUUAGACAUUUGUACUAUGUCACCCUACUUACCCUAGUACCCAAGUACAGUACCAGUAGAUUGCAGCCCUUUUUUUUACAGUCAGUACAAACUACCUAAUGUUUGUUAAACAAUGGCCAGUAACAACUAUCCUAAAUUUACUACUACUGUAGCGGAGC
Tuber aestivum (summer truffle) is the source of this 9860-nucleotide messenger RNA. NCBI's taxonomy places the organism in Eukaryota, Fungi, Ascomycota, Pezizomycetes, Pezizales, Tuberaceae. The record is from the annotation of a GenBank genome assembly.